This is a messenger RNA of Nematolebias whitei (Rio pearlfish), 654 nucleotides long. Its product is annotated as nuclear receptor coactivator 2. Gene Ontology annotation, cellular component: nucleus. NCBI's taxonomy places the organism in Eukaryota, Metazoa, Chordata, Actinopteri, Cyprinodontiformes, Rivulidae. The coding region runs from base 235 to 654 and encodes 139 amino acids. Gene Ontology annotation, biological process: cellular response to hormone stimulus; positive regulation of transcription by RNA polymerase II. Gene Ontology annotation, molecular function: protein dimerization activity; nuclear receptor binding. The record is from RefSeq and is a predicted model, not a curated record. The transcript has 5 exons.
GGUUUGCAGAGCAGGAGGAACAUGGCGGCGCAGUCAGCCAGCAGAAAUGUUGUUUCACUACCGCGAAGGUCAGCGUCGCUUCCAUUAAACGGAUUCUAACAGCGAGGACUCAGCGAAAAGUGCCGCGUUCAGGGAGAAGUGGAUGAUGUGUGAAGGUUUCUUAGCAAAAUCUUCUUGCAGCAAUGGCCUGAGGGGCUCUCUGGACUAAAACCAAGAAGCUGAUAUGCAUUGACGAUGAGUGGAGUUGGAGAAAACUCAUCUGACCCUGCAAGGGCAGAGUCACGAAAACGCAAAGAAUGUUUGGCCGAGCCAAAAGGACCCAGUCCCAAGCGGAGCAAUGAAAAGCGUAACCGCGAGCACGAGAACAAAUACAUCGAAGAGCUCGCCGAGCUGAUCUUCGCCAACUUUAAUGACAUCGACAACUUCAAUGUCAAGCCUGACAAAUGUGCAAUCCUGAAGGAAACUGUGAAACAAAUUCGUCAAAUAAAGGAGCAAGAAAAGGCUGCAGCAGCAAACGAGGAGGAGGUACAGAAGGCUGAUGUCUCAUCGACAGGCCAAAGCGUCAUUGAUAAAGAUGCUUUGGGACCAAUGAUGCUGGAGGUGGGUGGAGUGGCUUUACUUUUCUUAAUUUCUAGUGUCGUGUAUGUCUUUUAA